UGAACUGCGAGGUUCCCGAUGCGGAAGUGAAAUAUUCAACCCUCGGAAGUUGUUUGUUUUGGUGACCGUCAUAAGGGCAGACAUUUUGGCCAAGGUAGACGAAGAUUUUUAUUAUGAUUGAAGAAUAUUACGUUAAAUAGACUACUGCAACAGUUUCUUUGUGUUUAUACGCUUUUAUUUCAGCAUAGUCAUGUGGUGGCACGAGAUACUGCCAGGCUUGGCUAUCAUGACAGUUUGUCUGUACAUUCCUGGCAUUGCGACGGCUCAAAUCCAAAAGUUCACAAACGGUGGGAAGGAAAAGCGGGUUGUACGGGCGGCUUAUCAGUGGUACCUUAUGGAGAGAGACAAGAAAGUUUCUGGAUGCAAUAAACAUUACGUCUCCAAGGGACUUGAAAACAUCAAGUGAAAUGCCACAGGGAUGAAGCUGAAAUGUAAAUUUUGUCCAGUCAUAUAUUAAAGUGUUGUCCUUAAAUUAUUCAUUUGCUUGCUGUUGUCAUGUUUGGAGUAUUUUACAGCUACAUCGGACUGUUAUGAUUACACUCGCUUGUCAUCACUGAUUGAAUAUGUCAACAUUUGUUUAAGUUUGUGCUUCAAGUUUAUGGUUAAUGGCUGAAUUACUAGAUUAUGUACCUUAUUUACAUGACAUUUUAGUUCAGGAGUUCCCAAACUUUUUAAGCCUCGACCCUCAAAAUUACAAUGCUAAUGACUCGCAACCCCCAAUAUUCUUUGAAGUAGUUAUAAAUAUAUAACUACAGUUACACUACAGUGCACACAUACUAAUAGGCCCAAGUCUAUUAUUCAAGUUCAUUGUUUAAUUUUGGAAACGGCACUCAUGACCAUCCUCCAUGUUCAGUUGAGGCCUGUAUUUAUUUUUAAUGGACAUAAGUGCAGUAAAGGUGUUAGAAAGUUUAACCUGGUGUCAUAAAAUCAGUGCGCUGCUUCUUUAAUAUAAUCUAAUCACUCCAGGGCUCACAAACAAAAGUCAUAAGGCCGAUAGCCGUUCAUUUGCAUGUUGUUUUUUAAUAUUUAUUAUUAGCAUGUUAACAGUGUUACUAGGAACUAUUACUUUGUUUUUCAGUAGUUUAUGGAUAAAUUAUGGUCAUUUUAAUAGUUUAAUAAAAUGAAUUUGAUUUUUGGAAAUCGCCAAGCGACCCCCACUUUGGGAACCACUGUUUUAGUUGAUAGAGAUUUGUUAGGGGGAAAAUCUGUUUAUCAUUUACACUCUGUAAUAAAUAAUUUCCUCUUCUACAUUAA
Molecule: messenger RNA, 1254 nt
Organism: Danio rerio (zebrafish)
Lineage: Eukaryota; Metazoa; Chordata; Actinopteri; Cypriniformes; Danionidae
Gene: ndufa1
Product: NADH:ubiquinone oxidoreductase subunit A1
Cellular component (GO): mitochondrial inner membrane
Source: RefSeq, marked validated